AUGAGUGAUCUUCACUCCAUUGCUUAUAGCAGCCAUAGCUCUUCCCUAGCUUGGGAAUUACAAAAUCUUGGAGUUUUCAACGCAGACACAUCACAAUUGAUGAUGAUGGAGAACACCCCAACAUUUUUUUCACCUCUUGAAGCUGAUUAUUCAACGGGAUAUCUGCAAGAUGCUUUGUUUGAAUUCAGCUCUAAGCGAAGAAGAUUGCUUUUGUUUGAUGAAGAUCAAACCAAAGAGUUCAACAAUUCGAUUGAGAACUGCAGGAACUCAAAUUUUGUUCAGAAUUCUUAUCAAAGUUAUGAUGCAUUUGGCCAAAUAAGUAUGAGCAGAUCAAGUAGUGAGUUGUGUCAACCGACAUCUGAUAAACAAACCCUAUUUUCUUCGGGUGCGAGUGGCGAGAAGAGAUCCAAGAAGAGAGUGAUAGAAGACAAGGUUGUGUAUCCAUUCGAUUUUGUUAAACCGGGAGGAUUUGAAGGCGACGUGACAUUAGACGACAUAAAUGAGAGGAUUCUAAUGCCUCCGAGUAGGCCGGUACGACAUCCGGUGGGGGAUUUUGCCUGCAGGCCAUUAGUGUCAUCUGCCGACGGACCGGGUUUGUCUGGUAAGGCUGUGCAAACAUCAUCAAUCUCAUCACUCAACACUCAACCAACAUCUGAUAAACAAACCCUAUUUUCUUCGGGUGCGAGUGGCGAGAAGAGAUCGAAGAAGAGAGUGAUAGAAGACAAGGUUGUGUAUCCAUUCGAUUUUGUUAAACCGGGAGGAUUUGAAGGCGACGUGACAUUAGACGACAUAAAUGAAAGGAUUCUAAUGCCUCCGAGUAGGCCGGUACGACAUCCGGUAGGGGAUUUUGCCUGCAGGCCAUUAGUGUCAUCUGCCGACGGACCGGGUUUGUCUGGUAAGGCUGUGGUGGCACUCACCAGAAUUCACACUCAAGGGAGGGGUACAAUCACGAUCAUUCGGACAAGAGGUUAA
This is a messenger RNA of Fraxinus pennsylvanica, 972 nucleotides long. NCBI's taxonomy places the organism in Eukaryota, Viridiplantae, Streptophyta, Magnoliopsida, Lamiales, Oleaceae. The record is from the annotation of a GenBank genome assembly.